Molecule: messenger RNA, 2661 nt
Organism: Hypomesus transpacificus
Lineage: Eukaryota; Metazoa; Chordata; Actinopteri; Osmeriformes; Osmeridae
Product: protein ADP-ribosylarginine hydrolase-like
Exons: 4
Coding region: 653-1864 (403 amino acids)
Biological process (GO): protein de-ADP-ribosylation
Molecular function (GO): magnesium ion binding; ADP-ribosylarginine-[protein] hydrolase activity
Source: RefSeq, a predicted model, not a curated record
UUCUUCGCCUGUGGAGGGCAGCAAUGUGCUGAUCGCCGUACUUUGACCGUCGUGUCGUAGAUAUCAAAUAAGAAGGAAAUAUUACCCAGUCCAGAUGCGCAUCCACGAGAAAAUGAACGAAUCACUCGUGGCUCCCGGAUCAUACUAAAGAAUUCGUUCAAAAUGAACGUUUCGUUCACCGACGCGGCAACGACACAAAUCUAACAAUAAUUGCAGCUGUGUCAGAGUAAACAAGCUAUGUGGCUAUCUUUGUAAUGUUGCCGUUUGUUAGUUUCUGACCACACGUGCCACUUUUUGUGACUGGAUAGCAAACUAGAGGCAAACUAUUUAGCUAGUCUAGAAUCAAUCUAUAUGAUAUGCUUAAACAGUUGUUGGUAGACAGCUAUUUCAAUCAAUACUUUUGGUUGACGUCUACACAGGCGUGGCGUAUAAUGGGCUCACUCAGUCUUCGACCUGAAAGCGAGUGGCUUCCUUAUACCUUUUAAACUUUAACCUAUCUCAAAGUAAUAGUCAUAAACAGUUGUCAAUCGAAGAUUUACAGUAGUAAAGCUAGUCAAUCUUCCUCCAAUUCGACAUUAAUUCUAUGUUUGUGGUUAAUGGAAGUGGGUACCGUAAUACGGAAACCUACUGAAGUUUUCGAAAAACGAAACUCAUGCAUGGCAAAUUUCUCUGGAUAUCGUUAACCUCCUCCAUUGUAGUCUACUACUUGAUAGUGUACACAUUCCAACCACAGUCUGCACGUUUACAGCCAAAUCAACCACAAGCCAAAGCUAUGUCAAACAAGAUCUCCCUGGAAGAAAGAUAUGAGGCCUGCAUGGUUCUCAGUGGAGUAGGGGAUGCUUUGGCUUACAACCACGGGGACUGGGAGUUUGAGCGGAAUGGCAAGGUCAUCCAUGCCGAGGUGAAGAAGAAAGGAGGUAUUGCCAAACUGGACGCCAAGCACUUCCCUGUCAGUGAUGACACUGUGAUGCACCUGGCCACGGCCGAGGCUCUGGUGGAGGCAGGGGAAGGAGCCACUCUCCCUCAGGUGUACCUCACCUUUGUGAGAGAGUACAUCAAGAGCAUGACAGAUAUGGAAGGGAGAGCCGCUGGUUUGACCUGCAUGUCAAUGAUGGACACACACAACAAAAGGAAUGACCAGGACUGGAAGGUACCAUUCAACCGGAAGGGGGGUGGGUGUGGGGCGGCCAUGCGAGCCAUGUGUAUCGGCUUGCGCUUCCCCCACCCCGAGCAGGAGGACCUGUUGAUCAACCUGAGCGUGGAGAGCGGCCGUCUGACUCACCAUCACCCCACCGGAUACCUGGGCGCCCUGGCCGCAGCCCUGUUCACAGCCUACGCGGUGAGGGGCAGCCCCCCUGUGGAAGCCUGGGGUCAUGGGCUCAUGGAGGUCCUGGAGAAGGCCAAGCAGUAUGUGAAGGACGCAGGCCACUGUGUAGAGGAGAACCUCGUGCACUGGAACUACUUUGAGGAGUCCUGGAGGAAGUACCUGGAGAUGCGCAACAUCCUGGACGGUAAGAGUCAGCCCCGCUUUCCAGAUGUGUACGGCAUCCAGGAGAGAGAGGAGUUCUACAAGUCGUUGAGCUUCCAGGGUACUGGGGGUGCCAGCGGGCAUGAUGCCCCCAUGAUCGCCUACGAUGCCCUGCUGCGGGCCGGGGAGUCCUGGGUGGAACUGGCCAACCACGGCUUCUUCCAUGGCGGUGACAGUGACUCGACGGGUGUCAUCGUGGCUGCGUGGUGGGGGGCCCUGUAUGCAUACACAGGGGUGCCAAAGGUGAACUACAAAGGGUUGGAGUACCGAGCCAGACUGGCAGGAGUGGCAAAGCAGCUUUACGAGCUCAGGGAAAAACCCCUGCUUAUGAAGUAAAUGGAAAUGUUAUUCACGUAUAAAGCUGCAUUAUGGCGCAAAUAAUCAAAUGCUCUGAACGUUUUCAAAACGGUUUGCUAGUCUAGCCUUACCAGUCUGAGCAGUCAGCUAGUAAUGCUCUAAUCUACUACUUAUAUCAGUUUGUAAACCAAUAUUACUUAAUUAUAUAAUUUCUUAUAAUUUCUUUCUUUUAUUUCCGUAUCUCUGUCAUGCCCUGCCAAGGGACAACGGAUGAAAACUAGCUAACCUAGCUAAUUCUGGUGCAUUUACAUUUUUACAUGUUUAUCAAUGUACACUGUCCCUUUUCAAAUACAAGCAUAAUAAUAAGAACUUUUAGUUGGCCCAUUCAACAUUUCUGAAUUGAUGAAAAUAAUCAAAUGUGAUAAAUAUAUUAACACACGCAUGUAGAAUAAAUUUGCCAUGACUACAUUAUACUUUAGUGCUGUUUGUACUGUUCGACUUGUACACAGUGGUGAAAAUCUGCUAGCAAUUUUGGGGGGGACAAUUAUAUGACAUUUUCUCAAGAGCAAUUCCUGAGGGGGACACCCAAAUUACUGCUGUAACACAUAGCCUACAUUGUAAUAGGGUAAAUGUAUAUUAUCAAUAUAAUUUCAAUAUCCUUAUGUUCACAGUGGGGGGGACCAAUCCUAUUUUUGUGUCCCCCCCGGGAUUUCCACCUAUGCUUGUACACCACUAUUCAAGAUUUAUGAUACCUAUAUGUUGAAUGUAUGCACCUUCAAGGAAGUAACAAUUAAAGCCCCUUUCUGAUUAUGAUUCUGAACAGGAUGCAUCCAUGA